Cavenderia fasciculata is the source of this 3987-nucleotide messenger RNA. RefSeq lists its product as uncharacterized. The record is from RefSeq and is a predicted model, not a curated record. NCBI's taxonomy places the organism in Eukaryota, Evosea, Eumycetozoa, Acytosteliales, Cavenderiaceae. The transcript is spliced from 4 exons. Bases 1 to 3987 code for a protein of 1328 amino acids.
AUGAACAACAUCAAAGAAGAAAAAGAUAAAAGAAAUAAUAAUAUUAAUAAUGAUAAUAGUAAAAUAGAUGAAAGACAAAGUUGUGUAAUCAGUAGAGUAUUUAAAGAUAGAUAUCUACUCUAUUCGAUAGUUCAAAGAAUAAGAAGAGAAUGUUUGGUAUUGGGUGCUAUGAUGCCAGAAAAAAUACCGUCACCGAUACGAUAUCAUUGGGUUCCUAUUGACCCCUUGCUCGUCAUCAUUAAUCGUCAAUAUAAUCUCCUUAUCGAUUAUAUAAAUGAUAUAAAACCAUCCAAAAAGAAACAAAAAACAACCAAAAAAUCAAUAACAACUCCAACAACCACAACAACAACAACUACAACAACAAUACUAAAAAUAUUUUUAAAAACAAAUCAAUCACCCAAGUUACCUUGGAUAUGGGAAUUGAUUAGAUCAUAUUUCACCAAUGUAAAUGUACAAAUAUUGGAUGAUAUUAUUCAAGAGAUUGGAGUAAAGGCACUGUUGGAGACAAAGGAUGAUGGAAAGAGGUUGAUCCCACCAACUACUCAAUAUUUGGUAUCAUAUGUUGUCAAAACCCUAGACUUGGAGAUGAUUAAGAGAAUCUAUAAGAAUCCUCUUGAAGGUGCUUUGAAAUCACACAACAAAGAAUUUGUUUCAAAGACGAUAAAGAGUGUUGAUAUGAAAGGUGGAAUCCAAGCUUCUCACAAUUACAUUUUCCCCUUUCUCUCCAGACAAAAUAUCAACCUAGACGACGAAAAUUUAUUAGAAAAUCUCAAGUCAUUGGUCGAAUGUAUCCAUAUGGUACAUCCAGAUAUGGGUAACCUAAAUGAAACCAUUCACGAUGCUAUUGGGUAUCCAAUAUCAUCACCACCAUCGAUUCCCUAUUUCAUUUUAUGGUUGUUUCAAUAUUUGAUAUCGACAUCAUUAACAUUCACACAUGAAGAUAAAAUGGUUCGUUUAGUCAUUUCGCUAUUCCCUAAAACCGACGACAACAACAAAAAGAUGAAUAUGGUCAAUUAUUGUGUCUCGACUUUUGCAUUCUCAACCAUAUGUUCCUAUGGAUCAUUAGAGUUUGUACAACAAUCUUAUCAUUAUAUAUUGGAAAAUAAGCAAGUAGCCAAAGGAUUGGAUUCAACCGAUACAAAAGUGUUGGAUUUCUUGAUUGGUAUUUUAAAGAAACAAGAAUCGGAUAUGGAUGAUCACGGUCAUUUAAAAUAUUUUAGUAUCGAUCUUCACCCCGACGUUAUUUCAUCACUGUCCACUGCUUUAUCUCCAUCCCACAACGGGCCACUCUUUGAAUAUUUUGUCAAUCAUGUGACCGAGAUAUUGGAUAUCUACUCCUAUGAAUGGGACUUGGAUAAACGGGAUAUGAAAGUUGUUUUGUGGCACGGGCAUUUCAAAGAGGCCGAUAUAUUGCUCAAAAGAGAAGUAUUGUACCGUAUCGACACCAAAUUAACCAAAGUAAAUAGUUUGACGAUGGCUAGUUAUUAUAAAAAUCGCGAAACCGUUGAACCAUGUUUUGGAUCAAAGUCAGACUGUGAUGCAAACAUUGCUUUUGCCAAUGAAGAAAUACUUUCAAAAGUAUUUAAAGAUAGAUAUUUAUUAAAAUUGAUUCUAUCAACAAUAAGAAGAGAAUGUUUGGUGUUUGAUGCAAGAAUGCCGAUUGUACAACUUGAUGAUGAACAAGGUGAAGAUGAGAACACUCCACUUGGCAUAAUGGACCUUUAUACAAAGUGUGAACGAUACGUCAUCCCAAUCCGAUACCAGUGGCUCAAGGUCGAUCCUUCAAUGGCCGUCCACAACAAUAACCAUGCCUUGUUUCUCGACUACAUCGGUGCAACCCCAAAAGAACAAUACAAUGGUAUCUUUAAAGAAACGAUAAAGGCCUUGCCAAAGAUAGUCUCUCCUCUUUACACUGCUCGUCUAUUUCAACUCUUCUCUCAACAAUUUAAACAACACUUUCAAAUCAAUCGAAGUAAUCCAACAAAAGAGUCAAUUACAGCCAUCAACAAUUACUUGACUUCAACAUUAUCACCAUCUCAAGAUUUAUGUUUAGAAACUUGGAAAAUAAUUAAUAACUUUAUCAACUCUAAUUGUUUAAUCUUAAAUGAUCGAGAUGAUGGUGACAAUCAACAACAACAACAACCAGUACAACAACAACCAUUAACAAUGGUUCAACGUUUAACAAUGAUGAUGAACAAAAACAAAGAAAAACAACAACAACCUCUUCUUGCAACAACUAUACUACAAGUAUUGAUACCACAUCGAGAAGGUGUACUUGACGCAUACUCUUAUGUUUUAGAAUUGAUUAGAGUGUGUAUCAGAUCGAAUCAAUUAGAAAUAUUAGAGUAUAUCAUUCAAGAUAUUGGAAUGGAUGGAUUUAAAAGGAUACCAGUUGAUCAAUUCAAUGUACAACUCACCGAUCCAACUCAAGUUGAUAUUGUAUCGUUUAUAUUUAAACAAUACGGAUUAGCAUUUGUCAAUCGAAUCUUUUCCGAUCCAUUUUACGAAGCACUGUCAACUCACAACAAAGAAUAUGUUUCAUUGGUUAUUGCCAGCAACCAUACAAAGGACCAUACCAAUUUACUUGUAUCAAUUCAAACCUAUUUAAAUAAUUUUCUGUAUAUUAAACUUUCUCCAGCUUCAUGCAAAGGAAAUAUACUAGAAGGUUUGGGAACAUUGGUUGAAUGUUUGGAAUUAAUUAAAAUCAGUGGUUUAUCCUCUAAAAAUAUUCAUAAUACUAUUGGAUAUCAAUUAGUAUCACCACCAUCUCAACGAUCCAUUUCAUAUUAUCUUUUAUGGUUAUUAGAAUAUAAUAUACAAGUUCAUAAAAUAGCUCAAGUGAAACAAAAUCCAUACCAAGGUGGUAUAUCUAGUCUUGUCAUUACCCAUUUCCAAAAAAACAGUAAUAAUAAUAAUAAUAAUAAUCAUAAUAGUUUAAUAUACCUUUUAAAAACAUGUGGAUUCUCUUCUAUUUGUACUCAUGGGUCAUUGGAAUUGGUUCAAGAUUGUUAUCAAUAUUUGGUAUCACCAAAUCGAGAUCGAGAAAUUGAUCUUUUAGAUACUAAACAUCAUGGUAUCACUUUACAAUCUACAAAUAUUCAAGUAUUACAAUUCUUGGUUGGUAUUUUAAAACAACAACAACAAAAAAAACAAAAUGAACCAACAAUUGGAAUUAAUGUAGUAGAAACAUGUUUUGUUAUACUAAAUUUAUUAAAACCAACUAAAAAUAUUAAAUGGGAAUUGGUUGAAUAUUUGAUAAUGGAAGUGACCGAUUUAUUUGGGCCAGAUCAAUUUUGGACAUUAUCAUUUCAAACACUUCAAUAUAUUUUAUUGAAUGGUCGGUUUGAUUUAAUGGACAAGUUAUUAAGAGUACGUCCAAGUUUAAGAGAAGAAUUGUUCACUCGAAACAUUGAAGUAAAUAGUUUAGAGAUGGCACAAUACGUUAGGGAGGAUUGUAUAGUUCCCAUAUUCUCUAAAAAUCAUCAUAGAAAUGUUUUAUUGGUAAAUGAUUUAUACAAGCUAUCAUCGGCAUUAAACAAAGAGAAAUUCCUGUCGAUGGCAAUCACAUCACUUCAAGCACCCAUCAUUAAAUAUAUGUACCAAUACCAAGGAAUCACCAAUCCUCCCAAAUGUAAUAUAGAUCAACUAAUGAGAGCCAAACAAUUCCAAGUUGUAGAAUCCCUAGUCGAUUGUAAUAUACCGUUGGAGAUUAUCUCUAUCGAUACUUGGAAGAUUGUUGGAACUUAUGGAUCACCCAAAUGGAUCGACUUGCUCAUGACAUACACUAAAAACAUAAUGCAAAGCCCGUCUGAUCUACAAAACUACGUAGAUUCUCUAGUGAAUGGUCUUAGAUGGAAUAUAGAUCAAUCAAAUAUAUUAGAUUAUUUAUCAAAUCAUACUAUAUUAAAGAGUAAAAUUAAUCUAGAAAUUCUAUCAAGUAAACAACCUCAACAAACUAGAUUUCGUGUUGUACACACAAUGUUUUAA